CGGUAGCGAAGAGCUUGUCAUAAAUAGCUGUGCUCUGCUACAAUAUAACACACUGAGUUAUAUAGUUUAAAAAGUACCAGUUAACUCUGCGAAUGUACAAACGCCUACUCUAACAUUUUCUGAGUUCGAAAGUUACGCUUACACGACAUCUUGACCCCGUCAUCAAGUCGUUCAUUGGAAGCUAGGCAGAGGAGUUGCCAGGUGGUCUGCUUGGAUUCUUACCCUUCACAUUCUAACCAGAAAUGUCUUUUAUCAGUACCCCACCAGAAUGUCAUUUUCCAAUUCAAAAUCUACCUUAUGGAAUUUUCUCUACGACAGAAAAUCCAAAGCAUCGAAUUGGUGUUGCAAUAGGUGAUCAGAUUCUUGAUCUGAGUGCAGUGAAGACUUUGUUUAGGGGACCAGCCCUCAGCUGUCAUCAACAGGUGUUUGAUGAACCCACUCUUAAUGGCUUCAUGGCCCUGGGAAGACCAGCCUGGAAAGAAGCACGGGAAACACUUCAACAUAUUCUGUCUGCUGGAGAGCCUUUGUUGAAAGAGAACCUUGAGCUUAGAGAAAGAGCAUUUGUUCCACAGUCUAAGGCCAUCAUGCAUCUGCCGGCUGAUAUUGGAGAUUAUUCAGAUUUCUAUUCCUCCAAGAAUCAUGCAUACAAUGUGGGCUGCAUGUUUCGUAGUCCAGACAAAGCCUUGAUGCCAAACUGGACUCACCUUCCAGUUGGCUAUCAUGGCAGAGCUUCUUCAAUUGUUGUGUCAGGCACACCAAUCAGACGACCCAAUGGCCAGAUGUGCCCAGACGAAAGCCAGCCACCUCUGUUUGGUCCAUGCAAGUUAUUGGACUUUGAACUGGAAAUGGCCUUCUUCACUGGGCCAGCCACUAAGCUUGGACAGCCCAUUCCUAUCAGUGAAGCUGAGAACUACAUCUUUGGCAUGGUGCUAAUGAAUGACUGGAGUGCUAGGGAUAUACAGAAGUGGGAGUAUGUUCCACUUGGCCCAUUCCUUGCAAAAAGCUUUGGAACCACUAUUUCACCAUGGGUAGUGACUAUGGAUGCUCUUAAACCCUUUAUUGUGGCAAAUGUUCAGCAGGAUCCCACACCUUUACCAUACUUGCAACACAGCGACAACUAUAACUUUGACAUCAAACUGGAGGUUGCAAUCAAAUGUGAGGAACUCCAACAACCAGCAACAGUAGCUAAAAGCAACUUUAAGUAUAUGUAUUGGACAAUAAAGCAACAGCUGGCACAUCAUACUGUCUCAGGAUGUAACAUUAACCCAGGUGACCUUAUGGCCUCGGGAACCAUAAGUGGCGAGUCACCUGACUCCUAUGGCAGUCUACUGGAACUCUCCUGGAGAGGUACAAAGCCCUUGGACUUGGGCAGCAAUGUCACACGAAAAUUUCUGCAGGAUGGUGAUGAAGUCAUCCUCACAGGUUACUGUGAGGGUAAUGGGCAUCGAGUAGGCUUUGGCACUUGCACAGGAAAGAUACUGCCAGCGUUGUCUCCAUAAUGAUUAUGUUCCUGCAUUUUCUUCAGGCUUUCGUUUAUAGCAAUGUUCAACAUUAUACAGAGUAUCCUAUUUCUGUAUUUAAUUGGAAAUAAUUGCCUGAAAAUAUUUGAGUAAAGAAAAGUAAUGGCCAUUUUGUGUAAAAAUGGUAUAAUUGGUUGUGAUUAAUGAAAGAUUGUAUCACACACUCACAAAUAUAUUUUCUCUUACAAUCUAUUCCAUCCACCCCUUACAGAUUCUGAAAGAAUUAUUACAUUUUAGCAUUGAAGAUUUGCUGUUUUUUAACAAGGCUAAGUUUAUUUUUUGUCUAGGCUAAUCGCAGAUUUGCAGACCUGAACAGCAGUACAAUAUUGGUCUAUUCUAUUUUCUAUGAAUUUGGAGUGGUUAGUACACCAACAUGCUUUUUAAAACAAAACAUUUACAUUUUGUCAAGUCACAUAAAUGCUUUUUUUCUUUUAUUUUGAGCUUCUCCAUUUGGCUCUAACCAUGAUAUUUUGAAAGAGUAAAAGAUCUGUCACUGAACUGAUUCAUAACAAAGAAGUACAUGUUUUGUUCCUGCAUUGUGUAUGACUUUGUAAGGUACAUAUCGUUUUUAUCUGUUGAAAAUAGUAUUUUUGCGGCGGAGAAUAUGUUAUGUGAAGUAACAGUUUGGAUAUGGAAUGACAUUUGUCAUGGACUGAUUGUUUAAACAUUUGUGUUUUGUUCUGCCAAUGAAAUGACUAUUAUAAAGUAUUAUAAUAUAUAUAGUAUAGUAUUACAGAGAGAAAAUAUGUGAAUUGAAGGAUAGACAUGUUGUUCAUUGUUUAAAAUAUUAGUGGUUCAUAUUUUUCAUCAUUAUUAAUGUUUGUUUCACUGUAAAACAUCACAUUUUUUUUAGAAUGCUUUUUUAAAAAUCUUGAGUGGAGACUAGCUCAUGCUUCUUUUAUUUUCUGAAAGUAAGUGGAUAUUACAUGCAAAUUGCAUCAAUUAGAGUGUACAUAUAUGAAGAUAUAUGCAUAGCAGUUUCAGAUUGUAUUUGUACUGGCAAGAAUAAUCAGUUAAUCCUAUAACAGCUGAGUACAGAAAUGUUCACAGGAGUAAGCUUAUUUCAGUGCAAAAUAUUCACAAAAUUCAAUUUAAUAUUACAGCUACAUUUACUAUUAACAUUUGCAUGUUAGAAUCCUAACCUGGAAUAAGGUCAGAAUUGUUCUUGUGACUAAAAUCCUGUAUGUCUCUCAACAUCAACAUUUACUUGAGGCUGUCCAGUUGAUUGCCAUUAAUGGCCUAAAUAUUAAGUCAGUGCCUUUUUAUGAGUACUUUAUCACAAAAUACUUGUAACUCAAUUACAUUCUGAAAUUAAUUUCAACAAAUUAAAAAUGAUUUUUUUUAUUAGUGCAAAUGUAUGUGAUGCAUGUGACAUUCCAAUGACUGGACAGCACAGAUGUAUGAUUGCAGCACCCAGCAAGGAAGAUGAAAGUGUUGAACAGUGUUUUAAUACUGGGUAGUGGCUGGGGCAUACUGUGUGCUGCUGGGUAAACUGGUGUGCUGAUCCAUAUUCAUCUAAUCUUGCUCAAACUUCUUCUUUAUUAUACUCUGAUUUAUACCCUAUGGUGUCAGGUUUUACACAUAAAAAAUUCAACGGUU
This is a messenger RNA of Pomacea canaliculata, 3119 nucleotides long. Its product is annotated as fumarylacetoacetase-like. Gene Ontology annotation, biological process: L-phenylalanine catabolic process; L-tyrosine catabolic process; homogentisate catabolic process. The transcript is spliced from 13 exons. The coding region runs from base 243 to 1499 and encodes 418 amino acids. NCBI's taxonomy places the organism in Eukaryota, Metazoa, Mollusca, Gastropoda, Architaenioglossa, Ampullariidae. The record is from RefSeq and is a predicted model, not a curated record. Gene Ontology annotation, molecular function: fumarylacetoacetase activity.